CGGCAACGCGCGCCUCCAGUGCGCCUCCGGGGGCCGAGUGGACAUCAUGGCGGCCGUCUACGCACCCGUCUUCGCGAUGCUGGCCGUGCUGGCGAUGGCUGCGGUGUGCUGCGGGGCUCACGCUGGCGCCCGCGACGCGAGGGUGCUCCAACGCGAGGCGGAUGAGUUUGCCAAGGCGCCCGUCGGCAUCGAGACCGAAACCGCCACCCUCGCCGCGGGGCUCCCCGACAACGACCACUUCCGCCGCCGCCUCUUCUUCAUCGGCGACCUCGCCACAGACUUCGUCCGGGAACCGUCGCGGCUGCUGCUGCCCCCGCCUGGAAGCGUCGCCGACGCGGUCGAGGACCUCAGCCAAGGGACGGCCGCGUCGAACUACGCGGCCGAAGAUGACGACCAGCUCAGCGGCGAGCUGCUGGUGCACGAGAAGGACUACGACGGCCAGGAGCGUCGCGGCGCUCGACCGGCGCAGCGCGGCCACACUGCUAGAGACCAGGAGAUCCGCCAAGCGAUGGAGGACAGCGAGGACUUUCAGGGUCCCCUGCUCGGGCACACGGCCGGGAAGGACAGAGACGGACACCGAGAGGGUCGUCGGCAGACCUUUAGAUGGAGUGUCGUGGAUACCGCUACCUAGCCCCUGCAACACUCUUCUAGUGCUUCUACGGUUGAUCAGCGACCAAGCCUCAUUAUUUACUGAAGUUUUGCGAAAGAACCAAAGUGCAUCAACAUGUAUGUGUGCCCUAUCAAGAAAAAUAAAUUCCGGAAACGAGAAAAGAAA
Molecule: messenger RNA, 775 nt
Organism: Thrips palmi
Lineage: Eukaryota; Metazoa; Arthropoda; Insecta; Thysanoptera; Thripidae
Exons: 3
Coding region: 47-631 (194 amino acids)
Source: RefSeq, a predicted model, not a curated record